Marchantia polymorpha subsp. ruderalis is the source of this 3985-nucleotide messenger RNA. The record is from the annotation of a GenBank genome assembly. Lineage: Eukaryota; Viridiplantae; Streptophyta; Marchantiopsida; Marchantiales; Marchantiaceae.
GCAACAUCCGGAGGCCAAGGCAAGCCAUCACAUUUCUAUGUCCCGCCUCGCGGUGCACCCUCAAACGGGCAUCGGGCUCUGAAUAUGCAAAUCGUCCACUUUUCUACACUUCCUCCGCGGCCUUGCCGCAGAUCGUGAGCCUUGCCAAGCAGAUCUCGCUCUGCGGUUACCGCAGACCUUUUCUUAUCCCGUCGUCUGCCUGACACCUGGGGCGGCGAAUGAUCACUUCGACAGGUCACGGGCUUCCAAUGCCCCGGGAAGCAUACGCACUACCGAGUCCCGCAAUCUGGCGAGUUCGUACUGCGUUCUAGCCUGCACGUGCACUGUCACUUGUGGGUGUCCGACGUCGGUUCGCUGCCGUGGCAUCGAACGCGGGCAUCGCCCGAAUCAGCAUUCCGUAACGUGUCUAUAAGAGUGUACGAGCGACUCGCACACUACGCGCAGGUACACACAUCACGACGUUCCUCGCCCCGUUUCUCCGUCCUUCUCCGACAUCAGCCCCGCUCAGAGUGUUGAAAUUCCUGGAGCACGGAAUGCCUCUACGACGACGCUAGCCUUUUGACUGGUACUAUACUCGUCCGUAGCCGACCUAGCGUAUCUCCUGAGCCACAUUCUUGCUCUCUGCGUUCCGCCGGCUGAGAGACCGAGCUGCAGCGUUCCGCGUUUGACUCUUGGCCACCAGCCUCGCGCACCACACAGAGCUCGAUUGCUGGAUUCCGCCGGUGCAAUGCGUCGCCUGCAACAGUUCGAUCUUCGCCUCUUGAAGCGCGGCACCUCCCAUCUCGUGGCGACGGCAUGAUUCCGGACCGGGUGAGGGUGGUCCAGCGGCUCGCGCAUCCGACGAAUUAUAUUGAGCUCGAGUUGCAGCAGUCGCCUGUUCCUCGUUGAAAGAAUUCCGCUCGGCCGGAGGAUCGAGCGGACUCGCUCGGUUCGGGUCAGCUGGGGCCGAACCUGCGGUAAUGCGAAUGGGUGCGGCUUAGGGAGAGGCGCCCGGCUGGCUUCAGCUUUGCCUCGUGGACAGAUUCCGUCGGGGUCACGAGACGCGCCGAGAUUGCUCGAGCAACAGGGCCCCGGAUUCCUGGAACGCCGACAGUGCCCCGAGCUCGCUCCGGGCGAAUUCCUGAGGUUUGCCCCUGUGCCUCUCGGUUCUCGGUGUGUGCACCAGGCUCCGCUGCAUCCGAGGCCCCGCCGAUCCGUUCGCGGGCGCCGUGUUUUCCGUGUGCGUUCAUGAAUUGCCGUCGAGCUGAUGCGUGUCCUGGGCACUGUAGCCCUUUUGUCUCGAGUCCCAGCGCGACGCUGUAGGCGUCGAGGGCCCGCUGGCUGGCUGCGAGGCAUCCGUCGGCCCCCCUCUCCUCGAUGGGGCGAUGCCGACAACUCCGUUACAGGGCUCGGGCCGGGCAUCUUCGGCCGAGCCCGCUGCCACUGUGCUGCAGCGCAACCGCGUUCCUCGUCGGCAAUGUGUCCGUGCCUGACACUUUCCCAGCGCCUCCGAUGUCGCUCACACUUUUGCGCCGACGGAUCCUCCGUUUGGUCGGAUCUCGCAGCUGCCCUUGAGCGGAGCUGAAUUUCUUGCGCUCUCGCAGCGACUCGGGUCAAUGGCCUUGACAUAUAUGAGGCGUCGCUCUGCGCUCGCUUUCUCCAUGCACACUUUCACGCCACAGCCCCUGACUUCUGCCUUCGCAGCCCCAGCAAGAGGCUGUCGAAGCUCACCUGCACUCCUGCUGCCCCACGCUCGGUUUGGGGCGUGCUAAACCCUGCGUCUCGCCCGUCGCUUUCCUUGUCGUCUCUUUCCAUCGUCUUUCCCGCUGUGUUGCUGCGCAUCUUUGCGGGCUUCUCCGAGCACCGCGAGGUAGAUCCUUGUCCUUCCGCAGACUUCCUUCGCUUCCGAUCCAACGCGCGGCAAUUCGCGCCAGCCGAGCAGCCGGUCGUGGCGCCGACGGUGUCACGCGUUUGCUGCCCCUGCGUUUUGAUGUUGAAGCCGAUUGUGGUUCGAGAUUGAGGGCAGAAAGCAGCAAGGGGAUUGAUUGACUUGGAUUCCUCAUGGCUCUGUUCCUCGCUCAGAUAUCUGUGUGGUUUUUGCACCGCCGGUCGCUGUAGAGUUCGUACUCACGUGAAGAAAGCGUUUGCAGUGAUGUCCCAGAAAUCCGAGAUCGCGGGCGUGGAAUUUGGAUUGGUGGAAGUCUAGCUUUUCAUCGGCUGGGCGAUGGAAUGGAACUGUAAGCUGCCGUCAAGCGAGUGGACGAGGUCACCUUUUUACUUUGACGGAUUGCUCGCACUGCGAUGAAGAGAUCUCCCCGCUUGCAUUCACCUCCUUCUAAACGCCAUUGUGACGACCGAUACUCGCGCUCAAGUAGAAGUCAGUUUUGUGCGUAUCGGAAUUGUGACAGACCCCGCUGGGAGAGAUCACCCGGUGUGUUUCAUCAGUUUUGUGGCAAAAUGCAUUAUAAUUUCUAUAUGGAAGAGGAACACGGGAUGCAGGAGAAUUGCGCUGCACGAGACCAUGGAUAUAGCCGAGACAAGAGGUGCAGGCUCGCUGGUUGCGACAAUCCAGUAUAUGUCGAAUCCUACAGAACUCACGACUUUUGUUGCAGGUCGCACAUGCUCGAGUAUACCACGAGGUCUACGAGGGAAUAUUAUAAGCUGGGCAGGAUUUGCAAAAUUCGUGACUGUUAUCGAUUUACAUACGUCGAGGACACCAAGGUUCACGACUACUGUGGCCUCAGGCAUGCCAAACUGGCUGCAGCUGCGAAGGGUGCAGGUACAGACGUGCAUAAGAAGGACGAUCAGAUGCUGGAUGUGACUGGCGAAGAAAUCAACUCCAAUUCCGAUCAGGACCAAGACUCGGAAUUGGUCACUUCGAAUCAGGAAAGUGAGAAGCACUCACUAUCUAUCAAAGAUGAUUUCGGUAACAGUGGUUUUGAUGGACACAUCGGCGAUCAUGACUUGCGGGACUACCUCAGAGCAGCUCAGUUGGUACUUCUCGAAGACUACUUUCAAGGAAGGACGAGUGAUGCUAACCCGAAUAAGGUUGACAUCUUCAAGGGAGUAGGGGCCUCGAGGUUUCGUCAAAUCAACAUUUAUCAAGGAGCAGAGAUAUCAAAGUUGCAUCCUUGGGAGAUUGUCCCCGGGUCCAAGCCCAGGUACCUUCUUACCAUCACGAGCAAAACUAAAGUUUCCAGGCAGACGAGGGAAGGUCGGUGCUGGAAACAAACCGGCCCUCCCUAUCGAAAAUUCAGUGGACUUCAGUGCAAAUACUUUGGGUACAAGCAGACUAGUGUGAACAAACAAAAGCCCGUUGCCAGACGGCAGAGUAUAGCAAAAGACAACUGGACGCUACAUGAGUACUUUCUAGAUGAGACGGCUCUCACCGAGCUUGCAGCUUCGAAGGGAAUCACUUUGACGAAAGGAGGCAAGGAGCCAUUUAAUCUUCGGAGACCUGUGAUCAUGAAGAUCUUUCGGGGUGACGGUGCCGACCAUGGUGUAGCGGAAAACAUGACAGGAAUUCAAUCCGAUGUGAAAGUCCUUUCACCAACUGUGCGAGAGGAUUCUGCAUACAUGGACUCAGCUGCUAGUAUAUCCAUACCAUCACCGGGUGACCAGGACUGGCCUGGAUUGGACGGAUUGGACCGAUUCGGAAUUUGGGAUGCAAGUUUGGGAUCAUCGUUAUAUUAUACACAUCCUAAUUAUCCACCCUUUAAUUCUCCUGCUUAUGACGAUACGCACUGCUGGGGUAUCCACUCUUAGCAUGGUCAUCCUAGUGUAGGCUUUUUAGAUCUUGCAGUCCUUUUCUUCCAUUUGGCCAACAACCCAAAUGGGGCCUUCCCAUCUUUUUUGUUAUCCACUUGGCCCCCUCACCCAAAUGGACUAAAAGAACUGUAAUAGCCAUCUCUUUUUGUACACCAUACAAUUUGUAUACUAAAUUGCAAGUAGUUAUUCUGUCAAACCAUGGAGCAUAUUCGAUUUCUCAUGGUUUUGCGUAUCAAUC